This is a messenger RNA of Symbiodinium necroappetens, 546 nucleotides long. The record is from the annotation of a GenBank genome assembly. Lineage: Eukaryota; Dinophyceae; Suessiales; Symbiodiniaceae.
AUGGGUCUCGCAUUCACGAAGAUAUGGCAGCGAAUGAUCGGAAAGCAGGAGAUGCGGAUUUUGAUGGUUGGCUUAGAUGCAGCCGGUAAGACCACCAUUCUCUACAAGCUGAAGUUAGGUGAGGUGGUCACCACCAUCCCUACGAUCGGCUUCAACGUGGAGACCGUGGAGUACAAGAACUUGUCAUUCACAGUGUGGGACGUUGGUGGCCAGGACAAGAUUCGCCCCCUGUGGCGCCACUAUUACCAGGGGACGAAUGGCUUGAUCUACGUGGUUGACAGCAACGACCGGGAUCGCAUUGAGGACGCCCGCGAGGAGCUCAACAAAAUGUUGAAUGAAGACGAGAUGCGCGACGCAGUGCUCCUGGUCUUUGCGAACAAGCAGGACCUGCCGAAUGCCAUGACCGCAGCAGAAGUCACCGAGAAGCUCGGUCUGCACAACUUGCGGCAUCGCCAGUGGUUCAUUCAGUCCGCCUGCGCUACCACGGGAGACGGCUUGUACGAGGGUCUCGACUGGCUCUCGAGGACGCUGUCCUCAAAGCGCUAG